Amoebophrya sp. A120 is the source of this 1723-nucleotide messenger RNA. NCBI's taxonomy places the organism in Eukaryota, Dinophyceae, Syndiniales, Amoebophryaceae. The record is from the annotation of a GenBank genome assembly.
CGUCGAUCUGGCUUUAGUAGAAGAUCGAGAUCCAGUUGGCGUUCUAAUUCUUGCGUUGUUUUCAUCUCCUACGUCGGGAUCAAGAAAAAGAGCAAUUGGACACAAGAACACAGAUCUUUGAAAACUGCAGAACUUCAAUACAGUCGUUUCCUGAACCAGAAGCACGCACGACGCACUUUAAGUUUUACAACAUACGCGUCGGCUCUUGUACUAACACGAAGACCACACAAACAACGACCAUCGGCACAAGAACAUCAAGAUCAUGUAUGGUCGCAGCCUCUACGGAGGAUACGGGGGCUAUGGAGGCGGAUACGGGAUGGGAAUGGGAGGCUACGGCGCCAUGGGCAUGUACGGCAUGGGCGGAAUGUACGGGGCGGGAGGCCAGCAGGACGGCAAUCUGCAAAACUCGGUGAAUAUCAAAUGUAAAAGGUCUGGGUCUGGAAGAAUGCAAGUUUGUCAUGCUUGUCUGGCAUGACUCGGGAAUCUGUGUUGCAUAGGCACGAAAAAGCCCUCUUUCCUGUCAUGCAGAAACGCAGUUUGCCAUGCGGAAUAUCACGUAAGACAUGGCAGCCAAAAAAUUUGUCAUGCGUAGCUGCGUAUUGCAGUGCGUCUUGUAUUCAUUUUUAGCAUUACAAGUUUCCAGACCCAGACAUUUUUGCACUUGAUAGUGAACCAAAUGUUCCAGAUGACGCAGAUGAUGGAGCUGAACACGAUGUUUCUGGACCAUAUCAAAUGCAAAUAUGUCUGGGUUUGGAAGAAUGCCAGACUUGUGAUGCAUGUUGUGGAUCGUACAAAAAUCUGCCUUGCGUGAUGACUUGCAAAAGGUUCACAAUUCUGGCUAUGUUGAGGGGGCAACAUUUCUCAUGCAGAAUAUGCAUCAUGAUCACCGAGAGGCUGUACUAGAGCCUGUCAUCAUUCUAGGGCUUGCAUUCCAAACUGGGUCGAGCUUGGAAAAACUGCAUGACAAAUCUCCAGACAUAAUAUUUGCACCACUUGAUAAACUAGAUGCAGGAACAAUUCUCCCAGAUUUCCUACCGGAUCUCGCAGUUGAUGAGUUGGUUAUUUGGCCUAAAGGGGUACUACACCAAUGAAAAUGAGUCCUUGAAGAAGGAAUUGGACACCAUUUACGAGCAAACCGCAAAAGAGAAACAGCUUGCCUUGGAACUACAAGCCGGCGAUGUUGACAUCGAAGCAGGAGGAGGUCGCGGGGGGCGGCAGGGAACACCAGCAACAUCUCCCUACAAGAACACAUCGAGGCUGAAACACUUCGAGUCGCUGGAGCAGAGGCAACUGCUGCUUUCCCAAAUCAAGAAGCGGAUCCGGAUGCUGCUGGCGUUUUUCCUCUUGUUUCUCAUUUACACCUACAGGAAGUACCGCAACGGGAAGCGGCUCGCAAAACAGGCCCAGAGAAUCUGGAGUUUUGCCUCUGUGACGGGGGCUGCAGCUACCUCCGUUGGGACGAUGCUGGGCGGAAGAACAACGGAAGCAGCGACAGGACAUGCACAACUCGAGACCUGAUAGAAGACUUUUCAUGAGAUGUUGCAUCAAGGACUGCAGGUGGUUACCAAUUACCCCUACACGAAGAUGUAGAUAGUUUACCGUGUCCUGUUCAUGCCCUAAUAUUGAUGUCUUGAGCAGAGCAGUUCAAAUCAUGAUUACUUACCAUAUUGCCCCCUGAGCAAGCUAUAACGCAAUGGCAUAAAAAACAUCCGCUCGCUCGAAU